Messenger RNA from Phytophthora sojae, 1011 nucleotides. RefSeq lists its product as hypothetical. The transcript has a single exon. The record is from RefSeq and is a predicted model, not a curated record. The coding region runs from base 1 to 1011 and encodes 336 amino acids. Lineage: Eukaryota; Oomycota; Peronosporomycetes; Peronosporales; Peronosporaceae.
AUGGGCAACAGCAGCAGCAGCAGCACCGCGAACGACAGUCGAUCUCAAGUUCCCGACAACUGGGACGCGUCCUGCAUUUCGACGCAGAAGGGCAAAACGGUCGUCGUCACGGGCGCCAAUUCGGGCAUCGGGUAUCACACUGCGCUCGAGUUCGCGCGGAAUGGCGCGGAUGUGGUCUUGGCCUGCCGCAAUGAGGCGAGGGGCAAGGAGGCCGAGAAGAAGAUCCGGGAAGCUCUGAAAUCGACGCCCGAUGCCGGCUCCGUCAAGUUCAAGAUGCUGGACGUGAGCAGCCUGGGCAGCGUUCGCAGCUUUGCGGACGAGUUCAAGACGACCCACGACCGACUCGACCUCCUGAUCAACAACGCAGGGGUCAUGGCCGUGCCCUUCGCGAAGACUGUGGACGGCUACGAGCGGCAGUUCGUCACCAACCACCUCGGCCAUUUCUUGCUGACCGCUGAGCUGCUCCCGUUGCUCAUGCAGAGCUCUCCCUCUCGAGUGGUGAACGUGGCGAGCUUGGGCCACACAGGAGCUGACAUUGAGCGCUUCAAGUGCGGGUCUGGGAUCAUGCGCACCAACGACCAAGGCUACCGCCCCAUGGAAGUAUACUCCGAGUCCAAGCUGAGCAACCUGCUCUUUACCUUUGAGCUGGAUCGACGACUCCGCGCUCACAGCGAGGCGGGUGUGCUCUCUGUGACCUGCCACCCUGGCUUCACCGACAGCAACCUUGGCGUGGCGCCUGGACUCGAGAACAAGGGGCUCACCGGUUUCCUUUGGCGCAUGGGGCAGUACCUGCCACUUACUCAAAGCGCCGCGAUGGGGGGCCUCCCCACACUGUACGCUGCUACAGCAUCUGAUGUCCAGGGUGGCGACUACUACGGCCCGGGGAACUGCUUCGAAAUUUGGGGGUUUCCCAAGCGUGUCCAGCCGAAGGGCUUUGCUAAAGAUGAAGUGGCCGCGCAGGCGCUUUGGGAGGAGAGCGAAAGGCUGAUGAAGGGGAAAUUCGACGUCUGA